Messenger RNA from Pyrus x bretschneideri (Chinese white pear), 1456 nucleotides. Its product is annotated as STOREKEEPER protein. The record is from RefSeq and is a predicted model, not a curated record. Bases 77 to 1267 code for a protein of 396 amino acids. Lineage: Eukaryota; Viridiplantae; Streptophyta; Magnoliopsida; Rosales; Rosaceae. The transcript has a single exon. Gene Ontology annotation, biological process: regulation of DNA-templated transcription. Gene Ontology annotation, cellular component: nucleus.
UCGCUUUUGACUGUCGCUCGGCUCUGUUACAGAAUCAAAGCUUUCCCAAUUCAAGACCCUCACUUUCUCUCCUCCGAUGGCUCCGAAGAAGCUUGCAGAAGACCCGCCGCCCGCCGUGGUGGAGGACUCCGACGAUGAAACCAUCGACGAAGAGGAAGAGGAAGAAGAUGACGCCGUUGAAGUCAGCAAAGCAAGAUCUGUGGAUCUCAAUGACGAUGAUUUAGAAGAGGAGGAGGAGGAGGAGGAAGAGGAGGAGGAGGAGGAAGACAAGCCCUCUGCGGCGGUCACGAAGUCAAAUCCCCAAUCGGGUUCUGCCUCCGAAGACGAUUCCGGAUCCGGGUCGGAGACCGAGUCCGAUAACCACUCGCCGUCAGCUUCCGACUUCACCGUCAAGCCGAUCGUCUCCAAGCCCGCGAACGCCGUUAUGCCCAGCAAGAAGACUGCUUCGGCGAAGCCGGCGGCCGCGCCCAGUUCCGGGUCGAAGCGACCGGCGGAGACCGAGCCCAAGCCGAAAAACUCAAAGAAGAAGAAAGUCGGCGGCGACGAUGAGGAUGCUAAAAAGGGGCAGCGUUUUUGGAGCGAGGACGAUGAGAUAACGAUCCUGAAGGGCAUUAUAGAGUUCGAAAGCAAGAAAGGUGUGGCGGCGAGUUCGAAUGUGGCCCCAUUCCUUGAGUUCAUCAAGAAUAAUUUGCAGGUCGAUUUGAGCAUCGACCAAUUGGUUGAGAAGUUGACUGAUAAGAUCAGGAGAUUGAAGAAGAAGUACCAGGCUGGAGAGGAUGGCGAGGACCCGGUGUUUUCGAAGCCCCAUGAGCUUAAGUGCUUUGAGCUGUGCAAAAAGAUUUGGGGUUCUGAGGCUAAUGGACUCGAUAGCAAUGUAAAGGGCGGUAAGAGGAAGCCGCUGAGGAAGAAUAAUAAGGUUAACAAUGAUACGGUUCUGGCCUUGCCGGUUUCAGACGUGUCUGUGAAGAAAGAGGUGCAGAAUAAUGUGACUAAUAGAGGAGUUAAGGCUGACCAGGACGACUUUUGGUCUAAGUAUCCAUGUCUGAGUGGUUCUUUGAGGACGGGCAAUUGUGCACCGAGGUCGGAUUUAACUAGACUUUUGAUUGAGAAGAUGCCUUCUUUGGUUGGGAGUUCCAAGGCUAAAGAGUUGGAGGAGAGGUGGAGGGUAUUGCAGCUCAUUGAAAUGGAUUUGUCUGUCAAGAAGCUUGAUUUGAUACAGGAGCAGACUAAACUUGUAUUGGAUUCGAUGAAGUCUUUGAAGGAUUAGAGGUUAUCUUGAAGGUAGUUCAUGGUUUUUCAUGGAUUUUAUGUUAAUAUUUUGAGUCGAAAACUUAGUGGUAUAGGUUCUCUUAUGAUAGAACCUGUUUUGUUUGAUGCUUGGAGGUUCUCAAAUUUUGCUCUAUACAUGAUGUGUCACAUGGAGAUCAUUUUCUUAUAAUUCAAGUAAUUUUCUGUA